AUGUCAAGCCAGCAAUUUUACCUCCUAGGUGAAGCGGCAUCGUCCGCCAAAACCAUCGAUGUCGACUCCAAGUCAAGUGUUGAACAGCUCAAGCACCUUGUCGCCGCUCAUUUUGCAAUUGUAGAGCCAAAUGGGAUCGGAUUCCAAGCAAACGAUGAAUACCUCAUGGAAACCGCCGACAUCGUCGCCGCGACAGAACUCAUAGCUAUUAGUAUCGACGGCAGCGGUGUACGAGAGCCCGAAGGCCCCAGCGGUCUUCCAUACGUCGGUAACUACCUCGAGGUGUAUCCCGACCACCUUGGCAACCACCAACGCCUUUUCGACCGAUACGGCCCAAUCUUCAAGACCACCAAUCUUGGCCGUACAACAUACCAAACAAACGACCCGACAAUCUCGGCCAUCGUCUUCUCGGAGUCAGACUUUUUCUCUAAGAAGAUUAACGAAGCGCACCCGCUGCAUGCCCUCAAGACUCCAUUGGCCGGGGUCUUCUUAGGUGACACUGACACGCCGGAGUGGAAGGUAGCGCACAAGUUCUUGCCACCAGCACUUGGACCCAAGGCAGUGCGACACUAUGCGCCGACGAUGCAGCGGACAGUUGAAGAUGCGUUCACGGUAUUUGACGCCCUUGACGAGGGCGACCAGGCAUGGAACGUGUACCAGUAUAUGUUAAAGCUGGGCUCUCAAGCCGUUGGGAAGUUGACGCUUGGACUGGACUUCCAGCAUUUCACCGAGCCCGGUGCGCCAGUUCAUGAGAUGGUUCAUGCCAUUGCUGAGAUGCUCUCGCUUAACAAGGAGGUAACCUCCAAGGGUAACUGGUACGGGAAGUUGCCAUUCGGGGCUCCCAAGAGACUGCGGACUUUGAAGUCGAGGAUUGAGGAGAUGGUGCAGGAUUCUAUCAAUAACGCUGCGCGGGGAGGUAUUACUGAUUUGCCGCUCCAGGAGGCAGCUUUGGAGGCUUCUAACAUGGUUGACUACGCCAUCCGCGCUACCGAUAACAAGGGUGAAAAGUUGCCAAAGGAGAGCUUAGUCUGGGCCCUCGUCGUGGCAACAGCAGCCGGAUUCACAACAACCAGCUCUCUGCUCUCAUGGCUGAUCUACGGGCUCGUCACAUACCCCGGCAUGCAGGAGCGACUCCUCCAAGAACUGGUCGACAACGGCAUCACAGAAGACACCGAACUCACAGCAGAAAUCACCGACAAACUCGUCUUCCAAGACAAAUUCAUCAAGGAAACACAGCGCAAACACAAUCCAUCCUUCCAGCCUGGCCGAACUGCAAAGGCCGAUUUGGUUCUUCCUGGCGGCUACAAAAUCCCGAAAGACUCCGUCGUUAUUCCUGCGCUCCAUCAUAUCCACAAUAACCCCGAGCUGUGGGAUAACCCGGCCCUAAUCAACCCUGACCGCUGGGAUACGCCUGAAGUGAAGGGGAGACACAAGGCGGCGUACAUCCCGUUCGCGAUGGGGCAGCGCAUGUGCAUUGGGUUUAACUUUGCACUGCAGGAGGUGAAGAUCUUCCUGCCGAAGCUGAUCUACCGGUAUAACUUUGUUCGAGAAGGGAAUGGGCCGAUUGAGUAUGAUCCCAUGUUCCAGUUGAUUAGACCGAACAACUUGUAUGUGAGGGCUGAACGGAGAGUCAAGUGGCCUGCGAAGUCUACCAACUGA
Molecule: messenger RNA, 1659 nt
Organism: Aspergillus puulaauensis
Lineage: Eukaryota; Fungi; Ascomycota; Eurotiomycetes; Eurotiales; Aspergillaceae
Product: cytochrome P450
Exons: 3
Coding region: 1-1659 (552 amino acids)
Molecular function (GO): oxidoreductase activity, acting on paired donors, with incorporation or reduction of molecular oxygen; iron ion binding; monooxygenase activity
Source: RefSeq, a predicted model, not a curated record